Amaranthus tricolor (Joseph's coat) is the source of this 432-nucleotide messenger RNA. RefSeq lists its product as uncharacterized. NCBI's taxonomy places the organism in Eukaryota, Viridiplantae, Streptophyta, Magnoliopsida, Caryophyllales, Amaranthaceae. The coding region runs from base 1 to 432 and encodes 143 amino acids. The transcript is spliced from 3 exons. The record is from RefSeq and is a predicted model, not a curated record.
AUGAAACAUUCUAAGGCAAGGAAUGUUAUUGAGAGAUGUUUUGGACUAUUAAAAGGAAGGUGGGGUAUUCUUAGGACCCCAUCCUUCUUUCCAAUACGUACUCAUGGGCGUAUAGUUCAAGCAUGUGUACUAUUACACAAUCUUAUUCGAAAACAUAUGCCAACAGAUUACACAAUGUAUUGGGAUUCCGAUAGUGAAGAAGGUGAAAGUGAUGAUGAGGGCCUAGAUGAUGAAGUUGAGUUGAUUACUCAAAUAGCUACUACGGAUGCUUGGACUACUUAUCGGAAUAACUUAGCACAAAAUAUGUUUAAUAAUUGGAGACUUAGGAUGAAUGUUGGUCUAUUUGUUCAAAGUGGAAGAGGGAAAAACAAGCGAUCAUGGAAUAAAUCAUUUGUAUUGGAGCUGAACAUUGUAGGAUUGGAAAGUGAUUGA